CAAACUCGCUGCUGCGCACACUGGCAACGGUUGCGCGCUUUACUGUUGCGCUCACUUUGAUCCCCACCGGAGGCGAUUAAUUGGUGUUUUCUGUUGUUUGCUUUAUCUGGAUAAAGGAGGACGGAGAAGAAACGCGCAUGGGGAAUAUAUGUAUGCGAAUAUAAGAAGCUGUUUCUGCAGAGUGAGAUACACUUAUGGGAUCUGUCAGCCAUGGAUGCAGCCGAUCAACUGAACAUGACUCAAGAUGAAGAUUCUCCAGCCGAAGUUCCAUUUUCCAACUGCUGCUCACCCGCAGGCACAAUAAGUGACGAGAACUCCUUAAAGCUGGACGACAGCACCGAGCUAAUCGGAGUUCAGGUGACUCUCAUCCUCGCUUACAGCACGAUCAUCGCGUUCGGAGUGACCGGGAACUCCCUGGUGAUUUACGUCGUCUACAAGUUCAAAAAGCUGCAGACCGUCACCAACUUCUUCAUCGUCAACUUGGCGGUGGCCGACUUGCUGGUCAACAUGCUGUGUCUGCCGUUCACCCUCGUCUACACGCUCUACGGCGAGUGGAAGUUUGGUCAGGUGUUGUGCUUCAUGCUGCCCUGUGCUCAGGGCAUGGCCGUGCACGUGUCCACCAUCACGCUGAACAUCAUCGCCCUGGACCGCCACCGCAGCAUCGUCUACCACAUGGAGACCAAAAUGUCCAAAGACAUGUGCGCCGUGGUCAUCAUCGUGACAUGGACCGUUAGCGCCCUGCUAGCUAGCCCGCUCGCCAUUUUCAGGGAGUACGGGACAUUUGACCUUCCGCCGGACAUUUCUAUUCAGGUGUGCACAGAGAAGUGGCCAGAAAACAGCAUGAACGGAAGCGUCUACAGUAUCUUAAUGCUUCUAGUUCAGUAUGGUUUACCUCUGGCUAUUAACUCCUUUGCUUACAUCAGCAUCUGGAAUAAACUGAGGAGUCACAGGACGUAUGGAGGUCAAAAUGAGCGCCACCAGCAGAGGAAAAAGACCACGAAAAUGCUGCUGACCGUGGUCGUGGUGUUCGCAAUCAGCUGGCUGCCGCUCCACGCGUUCCAGCUGGCCGUCGACAUCGACAGCACCUUGUUGUAUAUGAAGGAUUUUAAGCUGCUUUUCACACUCUUCCACAUUGUGGCCAUGUGCUCCACAUUUGUCAACCCCAUCCUAUACGGCUGGAUGAACAACAAUUACAGGUCGGCCUUUUUGUCCGUGUGCAAGUGUAAGUGGCCCUUUAGUUGGAUGUUGAGAAGCUCCCAGAGCAGAGACACACACAAGGAGGAGGAGCGGGUUUGUACAGAAUGCAAGUCAACACACGUGUAACUUGCGGACAUGAAGACACUUUGUGGAUCAUCAUUUGUGGACAUGUGACGUGAAGUUUGUGUCUGGUUUUGUGGAGGCAUUUUGACGACUAGAG
Messenger RNA from Solea solea (common sole), 1417 nucleotides. RefSeq names its product neuropeptide Y receptor Y2 (gene npy2r). The transcript is spliced from 2 exons. Gene Ontology annotation, biological process: G protein-coupled receptor signaling pathway. Gene Ontology annotation, cellular component: membrane. NCBI's taxonomy places the organism in Eukaryota, Metazoa, Chordata, Actinopteri, Pleuronectiformes, Soleidae. The record is from RefSeq and is a predicted model, not a curated record. Gene Ontology annotation, molecular function: neuropeptide Y receptor activity. Bases 211 to 1323 code for a protein of 370 amino acids.